Messenger RNA from Stylonychia lemnae, 3735 nucleotides. Lineage: Eukaryota; Ciliophora; Spirotrichea; Sporadotrichida; Oxytrichidae. The record is from the annotation of a GenBank genome assembly.
AUGUCAAACUUCAAGUCAAAUUAGCCAACUUUUUAUUAGAAUCACGACGAUAUCGUGAUCAAGACUGCAGGAAGCAGGGUCAACCGCUAUCAAGACGUGUAGCCAUCAGAGCUCGAAGACCUAUAGUCAUAUCUCCAGGAGCUCUAAUCAGAGGAACGUAAGUAGAAAUAUCUAGGUUUGUGCAACCAGGGGGCGACAUGCUACAUGAAUAGUUUACUCUAGGCACUUUAUAUGACUCCAGAGUUCAGACAAUUUAUUUACUCAUGGGACUAUAAUCCAGAUUUGCACGGUAAUCAGGAAUAUAGCAUACCCUAUCAACUUUAAAGACUGUUUGCUCACCUCUAGAUGUCAAGGAGAAGAGCGGUUGAGACUAGAGGUCUGACGAAGAGUUUUGGGUGGGGUGCAAAUAUGAGUUUCGUCCAACACGAUGCCUAAGAAUUAUGUAGAGUUUUGUUCGAUGCCAUUGAAUAAAGUUAUGCUAUAGUUGGGGAUCAAUGUACUUAUAUCAAGGAUUUGUAUUAAGGAGAAAUUGAAAGUUACGUUAAGUGUGAGGAGUGCGGAUAUGAAUCAAUCAAUUAGGAUAAGUAUUUAGAUCUGACUCUUCCUAUCAGAAACGAAGAUUAGUUUGGAUAAAACGCUUAAUCAAAAACUAAAGCUCGCAACAGCACCUCACUUGAAAUGGCUCUCGAAAUAUUUCUCAAGCCUGAGAGAUUAGACGGAGAUAAUCAGUAUAAUUGCUCAUAGUGCCAGAAAAAGGUCAAUGCAAUUAAAGGUUUGAAAAUAAAGUCGACUCCAAAAAUAUUGACUCUUCAGCUAAAUAGAUUUACCAUGGAUUACAACACAUUUUAGUUGGUCAAAGUGCAUGACAGAGUCACUUUCCCCUUUGUUUUGAACAUGAAUGAUUAUUUAAAUGGUUAUGAUGGAAUUAAAAAUAAACGAGUUGAUGAAAUGAGAUCAGAAGAUUAAUCUGCAAAGCCUUAGUAGACAGAAACUUUUGAAUAUGUAAAGAAGUAAUCUGUCGCUUUUGAUGUUUAAAUGGAGGAUUUAUCCUAAUCUAAUUAAAAAGACGAAGCUAGUCAGAGUAAUAUUGUGUCAAGUGGGAUGACUUUAGCGACAUCUAAUGAAGAUGCAACAAUGAUUGACAUUAGUAUUCAGUCAGACAACGAUAAGCCUAGAACAGGUUCAGCUGAACAAAAGACUAGGCACUAAAAAUUGAUUGAUGAGGACAUAUUAUAAGCAGAUUUCAUCAAAGGUCAAUCAUAAAUUAGUGAGAAUUUUGAAAGUCCUAUAAAAUAAAAUAGUUCUGAGAAUUCACCACUAAGUCUCAAAGAAGAAUAAGAUAUAGAUUUCGCAUAGAAGCAAGCAUUGGACUCAAAGCGAAGAGAUAUAGAAAACAAACAGAAGAUCUAAGAAAAUCUAAAAGAGGGUGAUUAGGUAUAUGAGCUAUUUGCAGUAUUAAUACAUUAGGGCAACUAAGGAUCUGGUCACUAUUAUGCUUACAUUAGAAGUUUUGAAAAGAAUGAAAAUGGGAUAAGUGACUGGAUGGUGUUCAACGACUAAGAAGUAAGGAAAAUUAGUGAGGAAGAUGUUGAAAGAGCCUAUGGAUAAAAGUAUGGUGACCCUACUGCAUACCUUUUGAUGUAUCGAAGAUAUGAACCUUAAAAUGAGAUCAUCCAGAUCUCCAAUGAGUUAAUAAAAGAAUGCUACCAUAAUGAAUUACAGUCAUAAAUCUAAUCAUUAAUCAAGGAAUAGCGAGAAGUUUAUGAGCAGAUGAUUCAGCUCACUUUAAAGAUAUAUCUUGACAAUUAACAGGAAAAUGCAGAAUUAAAUUAUGUUGAAGUAAAUAUUAAAAAGACUGAGACAUUAGGCGAGCUCGCCAAACAAGCAUUGCAGCUGCAUGGUAUAGAUAUAUAGUCUAUAGAUCUCCAGAACAACUUUAGAUUUAGAGCAUUUGAUGAGAAAAAGAAAGCAAAACUGACAGUAUAUAAUCAAUAUGAUGACACACUCCUCAAACUAAGAUUCAACUACACAACAGUUCUGAUGAUUGAACUUAAGUAAUCUGAAUAGGAAUUUGAGGUUUAUGAUCCAGACUGGAUCUUCAUUAGAGUAAUAAAGCAUGAUUCAAAUGUUGAUUAUGAAUAAAUGAACCCUGAGAUUAUUUAGUAACAUUCUUAGGUUAUCAAAGUUAACAAAAAAUUAGAGAAUAUUUACGAUUUAGACAAAAAGAUCUCAUAACUCUAUGGAAUACCUGAGUAGAAACUAGUGAUACUUAUGAGAGUUCAAUUUGCUAAAUCAGGUACAGUAAAAUCUGAAGUCUACAAUCUCCAUUGGCGUAAGAGUAAAACUAUUGAGGAAGGUCCUAGGAUUGAUGACUCGAGUUUCCUUUUCAUCGAGGAGGGUGAUACCAAAGACAAGAACGAGAACUUCAAAUGGCAUUAGGAAUUCAAUAAACAAUUUGAAAGCCUUACUAUAAAUAUUAAUGAUCCGUCCUCUGACCCCAAAGGGUUGGAAUACAAGUAGUAGAUUUAGGUGCGAAAGAGUGAAACACUAUGUGAAUUUAAAAACAAAGUAGGACUGCUACUCAAUUUAAAUCCAGAGGAGAUUAUUGUUAAAAGAGCAAAUAAUCUAGCUGAGUUGAAAAACUUGAAUUGGAAAAUGGGAGAUUUUAACUUAAUUGAUGGGGAUAAAUUGAAAAUUGAGCAAGGAAAACCACAUAUUGAAGGUAAUUUUGAGAUUAAUGUGAGCUUGAUUAGACUAAGCAAUGAUAAUUUUACUGAUGAUAAACUUUUCGAGACCACAUUCUUAUUCAAACUUCAAAUAAAUCCAAACAUUGAUUCUACAACUUUAAAGAAGUUAAUAGUUGAACAGUAUAACGAUAAAAAUGAGAAUAAACUUGACAUCAGAUAGGUAAAGGUGAGGGUAGCUAAGUUAGAUGACUUUGGUGAUGUUCUUAAGGAUGCUGAUAGCCUUGAAAAUUUUGAUAUCUUUGAUGGAAAGUAGAUUUAUAUAUAGGAGAUCAUUCCUGACAGAACUUUUGACUUUGUAAACGCCAAAGAUCCCAGUAACUGUUAUCAUGUUCUCUUUAGAGAAUGGGAUCCUGAAACUUGGUAAUAUGGCCCUCUAUACGAAGUCAGAAUAGAUAAGCAAGCAUAUUUGAACAAACUUGCAAUAUUCUUAGCUGAUAAAGUUUUCCCCCACAUCUCUGCUGAAUCAAUUCAAGGUUGUAAAGUGAACUAUCUCUCUAUGUUUAAGAGAAGUGAACUGGUAUUGAAGAGGUGGAACGUCUUGAAAUCUCAAGCAACUAAGAUAGCUUAAUCAGCAGUAAAGAUCAGCAAAGAUUCAGAUUACAUCAUAAUUAAAGAUUCACGAAAGUUCGUGCGAGAAGAUUUGACUGAAGAAGAGAUGCAAAAAUGGUCUACACCAAGUUAUGUAACUUACUUAAGUAAGAGAACAGUAAAACCCAAGCCAGCUCCAAAGCCAAUUGGGGCAAAGAGUGGGGGAGGUAUAGCUAAAAGUACUGCUGAUGCAAAGAUUGAAAUAAAGAAAAAGGUGAUGGCAAGCAGAGCUAAUAGACCUUUGGAAUAGGCUAUCAAGAUUAAUGUUGGCGGACCAAAAAUUGAUAGUGAAAGCAAGCAGCAAUCAAAUGAUUAGAAGGAAAGUAAAAGUAACGAGGAAGUAGAGCAAGACCCUGAAAACUGCUGUCUAAUGGGAAGUGGAGUUUUUAUGCAAGUUUGA